AUGGCCGACAGCAAGCACGCCCUCCGCUGGGACGACCGCCGGGACCACGCAGCGCCGCCGAUCCGCCCCGCCCAGCGGCCCACCCUCUGCGCCUGUCUGCUCGCCCUCCUCGUCCCCGCCGCCCUCCUCAGCGCCCUCCUCGCCCCGCUCGGCCUCGCCCUCACCCUCGUCCCGCUCACCCUCGUCUUCGGCCUGCCCCUCUGGCUCGCCUCCUCCCUCCUGCUUGUCUACAGCCUCGCGGCGGUCCCCUACCUCCUCUUCGCCCAGGAAGACCUGUCCGGCCCGCCCGCUCUCCUGCUGCCCCUCUCGCCCCUCAAGGCCCUCCGGAUCGUCCACAGCCUGUUCAAGCAGCUGCUCAUCCUGCUCCGCUCCUCCUGCAUCGAACUCGUCCUGGACUACUCCUACCGCAAGAUCAUCGUGCUGGGCCGCAACAGAGCCAAGCCCACCAUCGUCCGCCGCGGGAUCGUGUACGCCUACGCCGACCACGCCCGCGCCCGCGCCAAGCGCCUCGACGUCUACCUUCCCCCCCUCGCCGACCCCCAGCCCGCAACCGCCCCGGUGCUCUUCUUCGUCCAUCCCGGUGGAUGGAGGUGGCUCGAUAAGGACCUCUUCCUCCAGCUCGGACUCAGACUGCGCAGGCUCGGCUUCUGCGUCGUCAUCCCCGACUUCACCCAGUUCCCCGAGGGACGAUGCCACCACUCGGUGCGCGAUAUCCGCUGCGCAUUGCGCUGGGUCGCGCGCUCGAUCAGCGAAUACGGGGGGGACCCGGACCGGAUCUUCGUCGCGGGCCACGGCUCAGGGGCCCAUCUAGCCCUGCUGACGGUCCUCGAGUCGGCGAUCGCGCAGAGCCUGGCGGAGCAGGAGGGGUGUCCGAGUCCGCUGGCCGACGGCCCUGAAGAGGAGGAGGCGCUCGAGCUACCGCACGUCGAGGGCAUGGUCCUGCUGGCGGGCGUGUACGACCCGGUGGCCCAGAUGCGGGCCGAGGCGCGCAAAGGCUGGCUCGACGUCUCCGCGCUCCGGCGCGCCCUGGGGCCCUCCCACGCCCUUGCGCUCGCCAACUCGCCCGCCCAUCUCCUCCACGCCGCCCAAGAAACGCUGCGGCCCCGGCACCUGCCCGACAAGGUCCUCAUCAUCCAUGGCGGCCAGGACCGGAACGUGCCGAUCCUGCAGAGCCACUUCCUGAGCACCCUGCUCGAGACCGUCAACCGCCACGCCGCCGAGGCCUUCGACGCCGCGCACGAGGCCGACGCCCGGCUGAAGGAGGAGGACGGGCCGGCCCAGACCAGCGUCCGCUUCGUCCCGCUCAAGGACCUCGACCACCUCUCCGCCCUCUUCGCCCUCAUGCUCCCCGACUCCACCCUCGCCCACCAGCACCAGGGCUACUCGAAAAUCAUCGUCGAGCAGAUCCUCAGCCUCGUCCAGUAG
Messenger RNA from Puccinia triticina, 1425 nucleotides. RefSeq lists its product as uncharacterized. NCBI's taxonomy places the organism in Eukaryota, Fungi, Basidiomycota, Pucciniomycetes, Pucciniales, Pucciniaceae. The coding region runs from base 1 to 1425 and encodes 474 amino acids. The record is from RefSeq and is a predicted model, not a curated record. The transcript is spliced from 6 exons.